Messenger RNA from Phyllopteryx taeniolatus (common seadragon), 4858 nucleotides. RefSeq names its product v-ets avian erythroblastosis virus E26 oncogene homolog 1 (gene ets1). The record is from RefSeq and is a predicted model, not a curated record. NCBI's taxonomy places the organism in Eukaryota, Metazoa, Chordata, Actinopteri, Syngnathiformes, Syngnathidae. The transcript is spliced from 8 exons. Gene Ontology annotation, biological process: cell differentiation; regulation of transcription by RNA polymerase II. Gene Ontology annotation, cellular component: nucleus. The coding region runs from base 249 to 1556 and encodes 435 amino acids. Gene Ontology annotation, molecular function: sequence-specific DNA binding; DNA-binding transcription factor activity, RNA polymerase II-specific.
UGUCAAUGCAACGCCCCUCGCCAGGGACGACAGAGCGGAAGGAGUGAGUGUGUGAGAAAGAACGAGGAAAAAGAGGAGUGUGGGCAGACUGAGUGCCGGGAGAGGCAUAGAGGGAAAGAAAGCCAAGUCGGGAAGUGACAGAAACCAGAAUUUUGGUUGAGUUGUAGCGACUUAGGAAAGAGACUCCAGCUUCCCUCCCCAAUAUUGAGUGUUCGGAGCGGCUCGAUCAAACGCAGCACACUGCUCUGAUGAUCAUGACGGCAGCUGUCGAUAUGAAGCCGACGUUGACAAUCAUAAAGGCUGAAAAAAUGGACGAUCCGGAGUGUGGAGAUGUUCCCCUGCUAACUCCUGGAAGUAAAGAAAUGAUGUCCCAAGCUCUAAAGGCUACUUUCAGUGGCUUCACCAAAGAACAACAGCGACUGGGUAUCCCCAAAGACCCCAGACAGUGGACAGAAAAUCACGUCGCAGCGUGGCUAACGUGGACUGUGAACGAGUUCAGUCUGAAGAACGUAGACUUUGACAGAUUCUGCAUGAAUGGUGGCAGCCUGUGCGCCAUGGGCAAGGAGCGGUUCCUGGACUUAGCACCUGACUUUGUGGGCGACAUCCUUUGGGAGCAUUUAGAAAUGCUUCAAAAAGAGGAUACAAAGCAUUACCCCAACAACGGACUGACCUCCAACUUCCAGGAAUCCCGUUAUACCUCAGACUACUUUGUCAGCUAUGGCGUUGAGCAUGCCCAGUGCGUUCCCCCCUCUGAAUACUCGGAGCCCAGCUUCAUCACAGAGUCCUACCAGACGCUUCACCCCAUCAGCUCAGAGGAAUUACUGACGCUCAAGUACGAGAGCGAAUACCCUGCUGUCAUCCUACGGGACACGCCCCUCAAUCCCCUGCAGGGCGACUACUUCUCUGUCAAACAGGAGGUGGUAUCCCCUGACAACAUGUGUGUGGGACGUCUGAGCAGAGGUAAGCUGGGUGGCCAGGACUCUUUUGAAAGUAUCGAGAGCUUUGAAAGCUGCGACCGUCUGACACAGUCCUGGAGCAGCCAGUCGUCGUUCAGCAGCCUACAGCGGGUACCUUCGUACGACAGCUUCGACUCGGAGGAUUACCCCACGGCCUUGCACGGCCACAAGCCCAAGGGCACCUUUAAAGACUAUGUGAGGGAACGUUCGGACCUCAGCAAAGACAAACCUGUCAUUCCAGCCGCGGCACUGGCAGGAUACACAGGCACGGGCCCCAUCCAGCUGUGGCAGUUUCUCCUGGAGCUGCUGACCGAUAAGUCUUGCCAGUCCUUCAUCAGCUGGACAGGCGACGGCUGGGAGUUCAAGCUUUCCGACCCAGAUGAGGUCGCUCGCAGAUGGGGAAAGAGGAAAAACAAGCCCAAAAUGAACUAUGAGAAGCUGAGCCGUGGCCUACGCUACUACUACGAUAAGAACAUCAUCCACAAGACGUCGGGGAAGCGCUACGUGUACCGCUUUGUUUGUGACUUAAAAAGCUUGCUGGGCUACACUCCUGAGGAGCUGCACGCCAUGUUGGACGUAAAGCCUGACACGGACGAGUGAAAAUCCACAAAAACAAAACAAAAAAGACAAUGAAGCCACAUGGACUGGCAUUCAUUAAGUGGUCUUAACGAACCUAUAUUUGUGGGGAGGGGGAAGGGGUGAAAAUGUUUUUCAUGACUAACUGGGUUUGUCACGGUUGCGCGCUCGUAUGGGGUUUUAAAAGAGGACGCAAAGUCAAAAGCCUGUAUUCAUACCCUGUUGCGUUGGAGGUGUGAUAUAUAUUCUGCUCGUACUUUUGCGGAUGUAGGUUCCACCGUGCUGGUGGAGCACAAGGCAAGAGGACCAAGACAAAACAAUUGUUUUUUUUUUGUUUUUUUUUUUAUUUUUUUUUUUUAAGCUUGGACCAAAAAGCGUUAAGGUGAUAAGUAUUAUUUUACUGAUGCUGACAGCAGCCCAUGCGACCCCAGCAGCAGGCAUACUGUAUAUGUUGUAAAAUGUAUCGAAAAUGAAGGUAUAACAGUGGAACCAAACAAGUAUAACUGUAGAAGCCUUAAGGAGGAGCAUACUGAUGGGAUUGGAUGGUGCGAGAUUACUCAUACCAAGAGUGUCUGCGAGACAACUGAAAGUAGCCGUUGCUUCUGAAACUCCUUUUUACGUGCUUGCUUUCUUGUCUGAGACACAUUGACUGAACUUUUUAUUUUAUUUUUUUUUUUUUUUUUUUUUUGCAUAUACCAGCAGUAUUAGCAAACGGUAGACAAUCAUAGCGGGGAAUUCUAUGAUUGUUUUAAAGUGUACAAAAAGUUGUCGGUUCACUGUCGUUUUCCGCAGUGUUUAAUUAGUCUUAAAAGUCACAAGUGUAGUCGAGGAAAGAAUUCUCCGAAUGUCUGAAAGCAGAUAUAGGAUUGAGUGUUUGUUGCGGAAAUUGGUAACUGAUAGAAAGGAAGCUGCAUGUGUUGGAUGGAGAGAAGGUGAAGGAAAUCAAUGUGCUCGCGUGAGAAUUUAGUUGGAAAUUGUAUUAAAAGUUAAUCACAGUCCACAAACAAAAUGUGUCAUUUUGGGAAAUAUUAUUUUCAUUAAUGUGAUCCAGGAUUUUCCAAAUUUAGACCCAAAACGAGUGUCCUGUCCCUUGUUAUUGGGCUGCCAUAAAAUGGUGUAAAUUGUAUUUAUUGAUUGUCAAGCAAGCACUCGAUUUCUUGGUAAAGGGCUCUUUGAAUUACAUUUUUUUGUCAAAUAGGGAUGGGAAUUUGACUAAAUAUCGACUAUGAUGAAAAUGAACGAUUAUUAUUUUGUAAUGGUCAGAUUAGAACUGUUCUUUACCAUGUGGAAUUAUUAUUCAUCAUCCAUCCAUCCAUUUUCUGAGCCGCGGGCGUGCUGGAGCCUAUCCCAGCUAUCGUGGGGCAGGAGGCGCUGUACACCUUGAACUGGUUGCCAGCCAAUCGCAGGGCACAUACAACAAACAACCAUUCGCACUCACAUUCAUACUUACGGGCAAUUUAGAGGUGUCAAUUAACCUACCAUGCAUGUCUUUGGGAUGUGGGAGGAAACCGGAGUGCCCGGAGAAAACCCACGCAGGCACGGGGAGAACAUGGAAACUCCACACAGGCGGGGCCGAGGAUUGAACCCCGGUCCUCAGAACUGUGCGGCAGACGCUCUAACCAGUCGUCCAUCGUGCCACCUUAAUAAUAAUCUAAAGUAUUUUUUUUUUUUAGAAUUUGAUGUUUCUUGGAGUGUACUGGACUCCCUUGUUCGAUGCCAGUGGCAUAUUGCUCAGCAUAAUGGAGUCACCGUAGCGUGGAUGUAGCUCAACGGCAAGCCAGAGCUGACUUCAGCAGAUGUCAUGUUGCUGCAAGUGGUUGAGCCAAAUCGUGCACUCCAUUUUGCCUCAAUUUACGAUUAAUCAACAACCAAUUCCACACAAUCACCUCUUAACGAUCAGUUACUUAUUGUUGUGUCCAUAUCUAAAGUUAUCAUGGCAUUCAUGAUGUACUUUACCAAGUUUGACUUUAAUUCUACCCUAAAUUUUAACCUUUUCUUAUUUACCCAUUAAAUAUAUAAAUUUCAUUGGAUUGCAGCGCAUUACUUUUUGUAGGAAAUCCUACUAAAUUCUCAUGAGAACCCGCUCAGGAAAUAUGUGUAUACUCUGAAAAUGAAAGUUGUAGAGGGAGCAUAUGAUUCCAUCCAUGUAUGUUCGUGCAUAAAGAUUCACUGGUUCCAGAUGAGAUUGGCAACGAUUGGCAAGCGGGCUGUACACUGGCUUUAUGGGAAAUGCCAAAGUUGAGCAUCAUCUUAUAAAUACAAUGUUAUUGUUUACAGUAGCUGAAUGUUACCCAUAUUGAUGAAAAUAGCUUUGGAGAUGUCUAUUUGUACAGAUUGUGUUUCAUAAAGCAUCACUGAGAUCCGGAUUACGCAAACAAGCAAGCGACAAAGCCGGAAUAAUAACCAAAAAGCCUUGUGAGGUCUUUUGGAUGUAAUGCUUUGUGCAUGGAACCAAAAGAUGGGAGGACGGGGACCGCGAUUCUCUCACACCCGGCUUUAGCACAAAGAAAUAAUGUAUUUAGCUUAUAGGGGUCUCCCACUAACUGUUUCAAUUGAUGUUUCAUUGGGAAGAUUUUUGUCCAGCCAUCUAUAGCACUGACUCAUAAACAGACGACACCAAUUCGGUCCGCAGCUGUUUAUCAUUAGCUACACUUUUUUUUUUUUUUUUUUUUUUUUCCCCCCUAAAUGUUUAAAAUACUGUUUUCAUAUCAGCUCCCAUGUUAAGUAAGAAGAGGAACUAAUCCGUUGACAAGCGGUUUCAGCAUUUUCAGAGAACAGUUGGCCUUUUAAGUUUCAAAUGCGGGGAGUAAAUCUCUUGAAAAUGUUACAUUUUACAGCGAUUUUUGGUCUCACAGAUCUACUGUAUGUCUUAAGAGAACAUUAGCUUACCCUCACCCUUAGUUUGUUGCAUAUGCAUAUCUCCCCAAAAAGGAGUCAGAAGGAAAACCUUUUUGUUUUUGUUGUUUUUUUUUUUGGUAUGUUUUAUAGUAUUUUUGUUAUGAGAUCCUUUUUUUAUUGUAUUUAGUUCACAAACAUUUGAAUAUUUUUUCAAUAAUUUAUAUUUUAUAUAAAAAGAUUUGCAGACAUCUGGUGCUUUCAUGGGAUAUUAAAGGUAGCACAAGAUUGAACAAUGUAGCGAUUUUUCUUUGUUUUUAAUUUCAUUUAUUUGUUUUUUGUUAAAUAUAAAAUAGAUCUGUCUGCAAGAGAAAAAGGCUGAUGCUGGCCCAUCAAUGAUUUCUGCUGGAAAGGUUUUAUAAACUGUAGCCUCUAUUUCUAAAAUGUACUUAUUGUACUUCAAAAAUGUUAUAAAAUAUAUGUCAACAAUU